GUCUGGCCUAUCAACAAGAGUCGUCUAAAGACUCGAAUUCUUCGAGAAGUAUUGUUGAAGUUGGAGGUGAAACUAAAUAUUGUGGACGUCAAUGAACCGAUUAUCAAGAAAUUUCUUUGGAAGCGUUUCGGCAAGAUUGUGAAAGAUAAAAGAUGCAAUUUCAAACAGGAUCAUGAUGAGUAUGCUAAUGAAGAAGAAGCAAGGAGACACAAGCCACCUAAUUUAGAGCAAGAGACAUGGAAUAACUUGUGUGAAUAUUGGGCAAACCCAAAAGUUAAGGCACUUUGUGUGAAGAAUAAGAACAAUCGAGCUAAAGUGAAG
Molecule: messenger RNA, 321 nt
Organism: Linum tenue
Lineage: Eukaryota; Viridiplantae; Streptophyta; Magnoliopsida; Malpighiales; Linaceae
Source: the annotation of a GenBank genome assembly